UCCACACUAGCAGUUUGCGAGGAGCGCGUGGACGCCUCGGAGUGGGGCGGUCUUUGAAAACUUUUCAGGAAGCUGUUUGAUAAAAACGAAACUGUCAACUUUGACAGAAAGAUCGUCUCGCAGUUGGUUCUUUAGUUGUUCCACCGGCACUUUUAGGUGAAAAAAUGCAGAGCAGUGCUUACGGGGCUUCGUUGGCUGGCGGUGCUUUUGACUUAGAGAACUUUAUAAAGCAGCCACAGACCAUUCUGCGCUGUUUGAGCUGGUUGUUCUCCAUUGUGGUCUUUGCAACCAUCACGGCAGAAGGCUACGUUAAUCCAGUCACCAAGGAAGAAACCAAAUGCAUGUUCAAUGAGAAUGACAGCGCCUGCAGCUACGGUGUGGGAAUCGGAAUCUUGGCAUUCUUGGCGUGUGUUGUCUUCCUUGUACUGGAUGCCUACCUCCCACAAAUCAGCAAUGCCAAAGAGAGAAAAUAUAUCGUCACAGGAGAUUUAGUCUUCUCAGCUGUUUGGACUUUACUGUGGUUCAUCUGCUUCUGUUACCUGGCCAACCAGUGGUCCAAAACCACUAACCCGUCUGUCCCUGGAGAUGCUGCGCGGGCUGUCGUUGCCUUCUCCUUCUUCUCAAUUAUCACCUGGGCGCUCUUGACCUACUUUGGGAUUGGAAGGUAUCGCCAGGGUGUAGAUGAGUUUAACCAGGACUACAGAGACCCCGCAAAUGACCACUCCUCCCCGUUCCCGCCUGCUCCGUACGCCAGCAGCAGCAGCGGCCCUUCAGGCUACCAGCAGUCUCCUUUCUCCAACAGCCAGGAGCAACCAGGGGAGUACCAGCCUCCAACUUAUUGAUGGACUAAGAUUCACACUCUCGAAUCUACCAGGGGAUUUUUAAAUGAAUAUGUGUGCCAAUGGUUUAAUUUACAACUUGGACUGCUCCCUGCACUCCUAGUUCGUCCUGCAGAACGUGUUUUGGGUGCACUGAUGUGUUUUUUGAGUUCAUUUCAAUGUUGGAAGUUGUUUGAUGGGUGUUGGCUGUGUCACUCACACACGGCAGACUUAAGUCAGUCAUAUUUUUUGUUCGGAAAACUUCCUGGUAAGAGUGAGGACUGUGCCAACUUUCUCUUUGCACCAAACAAUGUUGUUUUUUCAGUUCUCCUUUUUGUUUAAUGUGUGAGUGCAGUUUGAUAUUUUUAAUUCAGUUUACUCAAGAAAUCAGCUUUAAAAUACUUUAUUGGGAUAUACAUUGUGAAUAUAUGUUACUGUUUCGAACAUGUAGAUAUGUUUUCAUAACCGUCAGAUUGCAGCUCAAUAACACUGAUGUUCAUCGGGUAUUGUUAACUGACCACGAAAGAAACCCAUUAUUAUUUAACCAAUGGGUGCAUUGAGAAUAAUCCCUUUGAAACUACUGUAAUGCAAUGCGUUUCCUUUUUAAUAAUCAACCACUGAAAAAAGCUUUUAUGCACUGAAAAAAAACAACAUAAUUUCUUUUAGCCUUUUUUCUGCCAAUAUCUGAUCCAAGAUAGUCGAUUUUAUUCUUUUAAAGUAAACUUGCUACAGUUUUGUUUAUUUUAAAGAAUGUUUUGUUUUAAGGGAGCCAAACUUAAUUGUACAAGCUAUCUCUGUUGUAGUUGAAUGUGCCUUUCAUGAGUGCAGUUAACAGUUGUCAUUUUUAUUGGGAAUAUCCAGUUCAGCCAAGGAUUUACUUCAAGAAUUCGGUGAUAUAGGGGUUAAAUAGUAUAUUUAUUAUUUUGACAAUCAAACCUUAUUUCUUUUCUGUAACUGUCUCUGCUCACUUUUUCUCACCUUUAUCACACUGUUGAUGUGCCUUGUACACGUGUUGCAGUUUCACUGUCGUACUCAGUGGCUUUACACUUGUUUCACAUGUAAGUGCCUUGUACAGUACUCUGUAUUACACAUGGUUUGCCAAAUAAAAGUCUUUUUUUUUCAUUUUGAA
Molecule: messenger RNA, 1947 nt
Organism: Notolabrus celidotus (New Zealand spotty)
Lineage: Eukaryota; Metazoa; Chordata; Actinopteri; Labriformes; Labridae
Gene: syngr2a
Product: synaptogyrin 2a
Exons: 4
Coding region: 165-842 (225 amino acids)
Cellular component (GO): neuromuscular junction; synaptic vesicle membrane
Source: RefSeq, a predicted model, not a curated record